AUGAACAUCCCCAGCCUGGCGUCUGUGCCGCCAGAGAUCAUUCACUGCGUACUUUCUUUCACGGACCUGUCCUCGCUUAGCGAACUUUCCCUCACCAAUCGCUACAUCGGCGCAAUCAGUCAAAAAGAGCUGCUCAAGGUGGUGACCGUGUACCCCCGGAAAGAGAGUCGAGAAAGAUUCCAGGCGAUUCUCGAGGAUGAGACCCGGGCACGACUGGUGGACAGGCUGUAUCUGGAUGUCAGCGCUUGGGCCGGUUAUUAUACGCAAGAAAGAUAUAUCAAUCAAAGCAUUCGCGAUAAGCAGAUUCUCCAGUUACGCAGAUUCAUGAAGCUCGUCCCGCGCCUGAAGGAGCUCCCCCGUCUACGAAGCAUCGUGCUUCGCUUUCAUCAGGGCUGUUAUGUCGAGGAUACCUGGAAUGACGCCCAUCAGAAUGCUGCGUUCCGCUCCUGCGUGAUGAGUGAAUUUAUCUUGGCGUUGGCAUCCCUCGACGAGCCUGUCAAGGAGCUCGCCCUCAACUACUUCGGCUUCUACCCCAAGCUGGAUCUGCGAGAGAUCCACCUCCCGCGCCUGAAGACGCUCGCCCUGGGUAAAUACGCAUUCGUUCACGACUCCCAACUCGAGUGGAUCCUCUCGCACAGCAAGACCCUGACCGAGCUCUACCUCGACGACAACCCUAUCCUCUUCGAGGUCUCCGUCUACAACAACGACCGGGCCUGCCUGGAACCCGGCCGAUAUACCCACAAAGCUGGGCUGCGCAAUAAACACUUCGCGACAUACGACAAGCGCUGGCACCACUACUUCCGGGCCUUUCAGGUGAGGCUCCCCCACCUGCGUCAUUUCAGCUACGGGCGCUCGGAGCCGUGGUGGGGCGAAGGACAUGACCCCCCUUGA
Molecule: messenger RNA, 891 nt
Organism: Aspergillus uvarum CBS 121591
Lineage: Eukaryota; Fungi; Ascomycota; Eurotiomycetes; Eurotiales; Aspergillaceae
Exons: 3
Coding region: 1-891 (296 amino acids)
Source: RefSeq, a predicted model, not a curated record